Messenger RNA from Symbiodinium natans, 660 nucleotides. Lineage: Eukaryota; Dinophyceae; Suessiales; Symbiodiniaceae. The record is from the annotation of a GenBank genome assembly.
AUGGUCGAGCUGCUGGCCAACGAGUCUGCCGACGACACCUCGAAGAAGGCCUACUGCAAGAAGGAGUUCCGUGAGGUCGCUUCGAAGUCUCAGGCCUUAGAUGCCAAGAUCAAGUCCCUCACCGCCAGUGUGAAGGAGAAGAAGACCGCCAUCACCAAACUUGCAGAGGACAUCACGGCCCUGCAGGCGGGCGUCAAGGCCCUCGAUGAGUCCGUGGCAAAGGCUGGGGAGAACCGUCAGGCCGAGCACAGCGAGUACCAGGACAGCAUGUCAUCCAACUCCGCCUCCCUUGACCUCUUGUCCCUGGCCCGGGAGCGCAUGAACAAGGUCUACAACCCAACCAUGGUUGCGGAGACCACCACCAAGAGCCCCUACGACCUCUCCUUCUUCCAGCGCGCCUCCGUGCGUGUGCAGCAGCCCCCUCCGACCUUCGAGGGGGGCUACCAGAAGAAAGCCGAGGAGAGCAAUGGCGUGCUGAAGAUGAUGGGCACACUCUCCAGCGACAUUGAGAAAGAAAUGGCCGUUGCCAAGACUGAGGAGGAGAACGCCCAGGCGGACUACCAAGAGACGAUCGCCGAUGCAGCCAAGAAACGCGAGGCCGACAUGGCGCUGGCCGCCUCAAAGGCACAAGACAAGGCAGACCUGGAGGGAGACCCUUAG